CUACUCCGAUAAUCUCGGACCUGUGGUUCUUGCGAAGUCGUGGGACCAAGGAUAUUGUUGCUCUCCUCAGUCUCCUCUGCUCAAAAUUUCUUCGAGUUCUAUGGUCUGUAGUUCCAAGCGCGGCCGCUUGGUUCUGAAUGUUCAACGGUUCUUAGCCUUGGACUCAGGUAUACGGUGCAUUUAAGUCUCAUAGUAGCUCAUUCUCCAGGCCGUUCCACCGACAGCGGCGAGUGAAUGUUUUAGCUCGGAUGAUGUCUGCGGCCGGUAUAUCCUCCAUUGAUCGACCUUCAUUAUCGGGUCUGCGUCGGUAACUCGUUGUUGUUCCCUGAAAAGGAGGCUUCCACGAUGCCAGUCUUAAAGCCCGAGGAUUUGAUCUCACGCUUGCCAGCUCAGUCCUAAGAUGUCGUCCACGGACCAAUCGUCCUCAGUUCUGCAGAUGCAAACGUUGCAGGGGAAAUCAGUCACUUAUAUCGUCUUUGGCCUUCUUGCUGCAAUCCUUGUGGUCGGGCUAUGCUUUACGUUAUUUUGGAUGAGCAGAAUGCGCAGACGGAGAAGAUUCCAGGCCGAGGAUGGCAUCCUUCCUCCGUUUGGGAUCUUACCGUCGAAGGAAAUGCCUCAAUGCCACGAGAUAUGGUUAGGUACUCCAUCAUCAACAUUCUCAUGGAAUGACAUAAGACCUUUAUCUAUCGAAAAACUGCCCUUACCCGUUUCCACUCCAAUACCACCACCAUCGCCGAAAGUUAGACGAUUUUUCUUCAAGAAGGCAGAAAUCCAGUCGCUAUCCAGUGUUUCAAAGAGCACCGUGACGUCUUGCGACAGUCUCCCCUCCCACUUUUCUAUCGACGAAAAGGAGACUAUCCAAGAGGCCUUCCGAGUUUCGGUUCUCAUAGCCAUGCCAUCCCCUUCUCCCUCUAAUGCAGAAAUGAAUGUUGGUGUCACUUCGACUACCACAUAGCACAUGAACUCCUUUUACGCUCUUUUUCACGACAGUUCUACCGACCAUUUUUGACACGUCCCCUGAUACCCACCAUUGAUGAUUAUCGCUACCAGUUUAUCACUACCAGAGUAUGCGUAGUAUCCCCUUUCAUAAUUCCAAGUAAUGUACUUAGUAUACC
This is a messenger RNA of Guyanagaster necrorhizus, 1115 nucleotides long. RefSeq lists its product as uncharacterized. Lineage: Eukaryota; Fungi; Basidiomycota; Agaricomycetes; Agaricales; Physalacriaceae. Bases 401 to 955 code for a protein of 184 amino acids. The record is from RefSeq and is a predicted model, not a curated record. The transcript is spliced from 3 exons.